Notothenia coriiceps (black rockcod) is the source of this 1744-nucleotide messenger RNA. RefSeq names its product proteolipid protein 1b (gene plp1b). Gene Ontology annotation, biological process: central nervous system myelination; axon development. Gene Ontology annotation, molecular function: structural constituent of myelin sheath. Gene Ontology annotation, cellular component: myelin sheath; plasma membrane. The record is from RefSeq and is a predicted model, not a curated record. The coding region runs from base 178 to 951 and encodes 257 amino acids. NCBI's taxonomy places the organism in Eukaryota, Metazoa, Chordata, Actinopteri, Perciformes, Nototheniidae. The transcript is spliced from 7 exons.
AGAGUGAGAAUAGGGCAGAGCUGUGAGGUGUUGGUACCAGCAGAGGAGCUUUUCGCAUACAGAUGAAGUCAGCGCAGAGACCUGUUUUACUGUAGCAGCAGCUUGCAGACAGCACUGUUCAUCAGUGGUUGGCAUUGGGUUCUCGCUUGUUGUGGAGUACAGGAUCAGAAGCAGCAAAUGUUUCCGGUCAGGCAGCCUUGGCUUUGCAAAGCCUUAGGUUGCUAUGAUUGCUGUAUCCGGUGCUUUUGGGCAGUGCCCUACCCAUCCCUGGUGGCCACCCUGCUGUUAUAUGCCGGCAUGGCGUUAUUUUGUGGCUGUGGGCAUGAAGCGCUGUCCAACACCGAAGUCCUUGUCGAGACUUACUUCGCCCGCAACACUCAAGACUUUACGAUCAUGGCCUCCUUCAUCAAAUACUUCCAAUACGUGAUCUAUGGCCUGGCAUCAUUUUUCUUCCUCUAUGGCAUCCUGCUGCUGGCCGAGGGAUUCUACACCACGAGCGCUGUCAAGCAGACCUUCGGUGAAUUCAGGAGCACCCACUGUGGCCGCUGCAUCAGUUUAACGUUCAUCAUAGUGACAUACAUCUUGGCUUUCAUCUGGCUGGCAGUGUUUGCCUUCACUGCUAUACCGGUCUUCUUCUUGUUCAACAUGGAGCAGACCUGCCACAACAUCAACCUCCUGGCUGAAACCACCCCCAGCAUUAAUCAGCACGGCUGGAUUUGCAUUGACGCCAGGCAGUAUGGUCUGCUUCCUUGGAAUGCAAUGCCAGGCAAGGCUUGUGGGAUGACCUUGGCAUCUAUUUGUAAAACCAGCGAAUAUCACGUCACCUAUGACUUGUACAUAGCAACAUUUGCUGGUGCAGGUGUCACUCUCUUAGCCCUGUUUGUGUAUCUGGCGGCCACCACCUACAACUACGCAGUUUUGCGGUUCCUGGGCAGGAAAGGGGUCCGCUAAGGUCAAGACCUCCCUCCCAGUGAACCCCCUCCUCUAGCCUUGAGAUGGACAGUCGACACCAGACUUCCUCCUGGGAAACAGCACCUUCCAAACCUGCUAUAAUAUGUCUUUAUACAAAUGUUUCUCAUCACUGAACAACAGACAGAGAGAUGAAGAUAAUUCUCACCCGCAGCGAGCUCCGGCCUCCUCCUCACAUCCUCCUCUAAGAUGAUUCUCUCAGCUUUGUUGUUCAUUUUUUAUUUCGCAGGUUGCAUUUCAGUUUAUUUUAUGAAGCUUUAUUGGUGCUGAUGCUGUUGUCAGAUUGUGAUGUAUGACGUUUCAUGAAUAAUUAAGAGCAAUGACUGCUCGCCUUGCAAAUCAUAACUGCAUGCACUCGGCUCAGUGUUUACUGAUGCAUAUUUUGGAUCUGAAUAUGAUUUUGCUGCUGCCUCAUUAUCACCAUCUUGUGUAGCAACCUCAUGUGAACUAAAGCAAGGGAACCAGAGAUCUAUGUUUGGGUUAGGUGUAUCGUCCCAUCUCCCUUUGUGCUUUCAGUUAGAAUACAUGUACUUUGCAUUCACUCAAUGCAUUUCUGCUUAGUUUAAAUGCCACUGCUUAGGAGGGGAACAAGGAGGUGUAUUCUUAUGGAUGUUUUGGGGUUUCUGCUUGAAAACGCUGUUUUUAUGUUACUGGGGUUUUGAUGCUUCAAUAACGUGCCUCCAGGUGACUUGUGUUUAAUGUGUAGCCCUGCUACUUAGUGAGAAGGUUGUGUUGUGUGUUUUUAAUUAAGGCUGAAUAAACCAUUUACAAUUGG